Molecule: messenger RNA, 1541 nt
Organism: Aedes albopictus (Asian tiger mosquito)
Lineage: Eukaryota; Metazoa; Arthropoda; Insecta; Diptera; Culicidae
Product: WW domain-containing oxidoreductase
Exons: 2
Coding region: 207-1436 (409 amino acids)
Molecular function (GO): protein binding
Source: RefSeq, a predicted model, not a curated record
AGUUUUGAUCCUCUGUUUUGUUCGUAUCGGAACGGAAUCGGAACGCGUACAGGAUCGUGUAAUUUAAAAUUUAUAUUAAUAUUAUUGAACGUAAACCUGUCGUUACAUUAACUUUUAACCAAUUCAAGGACGCUGAGGCUAUAAUCAAUUAAUUAAUAAUAACUAUUCAGUUGCGCGUGUGGAUAAUUACGUGAAAAUAUAGAACAAUGCCGGUGCCCCUUCCAGAAUCGGACUCGGAAGAUGAAUUGCCACCGGCCUGGGAAGAGCGAGCCACCAACGAUGGGUUUGUUUACUACGUAAAUCAUCAAACCAAAUCGACGCAGUGGACGCACCCCCGAACCGGUAAGAUGAAGCGAGUGUCGGGAGAACUUCCACUGGGCUGGAGCAAACAGGUUGAAGAACCGACGGGGAAGAUUAUCUUCGUUGAGGAUGCCACGCAGAGGAAGUCCUACACGGAUCCACGGCUGGCAUUUGCAGUGGAAGAAGCCCCCCAGGUGGUGGGGGAAUUGCGACAACGGUUCGACGCGGGUACGAAUGCCCUUCAAGUGCUACACGGUAGGGAUCUGAGUGGUAAAAUUGCACUAAUUACCGGGGCCAAUGUCGGAAUUGGGUUCGAAACGGCGCGAUCGCUCGCUUUACAUGGGUGUGAGGUGAUUUUUGCCUGCCGCAAUGAAUCCGCUACGAAGGAAGCUAUUGAAAAGGUAUUAGCUGAGAAGGAAGCAGCUGGGCGGCGGUGCAAGUUCGUGAAGUUGGACCUAGCAAGUCUACGAUCUGUCAAGGAGUUUGCUCGACAAGUGAAGGCCGAAUACAAACGUUUGGACUAUUUAAUUUUGAAUGCCGGGGUGUUUGCAUUGCCCUACAGCACUACCGAAGAUGGUUUCGAAACAACGUUCCAAGUGUCUCAUUUGUCCCACUUUUAUUUGGCCAAUCUUCUUGCCGGUCUGUUGGAUCACACUUCAAGAGUUGUUGUGGUGUCGUCUGAGUCACAUCGCUUCAGCCUGCUACCGAACGAUUUAUCCGAAAGCGAUCUUUCACCUCCGGCUAACAAAUACUGGAGCAUGACAGCAUACAACAAUGUGAAACUGUUAAACGUCCUAUUCGCGUGUGAGCUGUCCAAACGAUGGAAAACUCGAGGCAUAUCCGUAUUCGCCGUCCAUCCCGGCAAUAUGGUAUCAUCUCAGAUUGCUCGAAACUGGUGGUUCUUUAGGCUGCUUUUCACGAUUGUAAGACCUUUCACCAAAUCACUCCAGCAAGCAGCCAGUACCACUAUUUAUUGCGCCACGGCCCCGGAAUUGAAUGGCUUCACUGGGCUGUACUUCAACAAUUGCUACGUCUGUGAUCCCAGCGGCCCAUCCAAGAGCGAACGCAUGCAGCAAAGUCUUUGGACGCUGAGCGAGAAGAUGGUCGAGCGAUCCGUUAACCAGGAGGCUCUGUGAUCAAGUCUUAUGGCUGCUUCAUCUCAUAUUGAUAUUAGGGGCAAGGUUUUCUUAGGAGAGAGCUUGGUGUAAUAGUAUUAAUUAAACUGUAAAGCUGGGAAAAAA